CACGACAAUUUAUUGAUUUUAAUCUAAGGUUUAAAAUACGUAGUUUAAGUUUGCCACUUGUUAGUUCACCGUGUUGUUGGAUGUUACGUAAUUGAAACGUUAUCUUAUAUAUAAUCAUUCAGUUCUUAAAUAUAAAACAAUUAAAGCUUAAAUAAUACAGUCAAUUUGUUAUUAUUAACAAUGAAGAGUAAUCAAUUUAGAUUUUGUUUAUAUUGCUUAGUAUCAUGUUUGUCGUGUGCCAUCACAGUCAGUGAAAAUAACAAUAAAAAUCUCAAAUUUGCAAGAGAAAGUGAUCUUGAUGGUUUUACGUGUCCAGAAGAGAAUACAUUAUAUCAAAAAGACAAGUUGAGUACAUCACAAUGUUUGGCAAGAUGUGCUGAUUCUGCAGAAUGUUUCGGUGUUUUCCUUUUACGGGAAAAUUCCCAAUGUGUUGGAUGCAACGACAAGUUCCUAUCCAGUGACAAUGCUCCAGCACGCCUCGGCACAACUUUCUACAGACGUCGAUCUUACCUGAUUGUUGAAGAAGCAAAGACAUGGGCUGAUGCAAAGAUGCAUUGCUCGGAGCUUGGAGGCCAUUUGCUUGAUAUAAAGUCAUUGGAAGAAAAUACAUUCAUAGGCAGUCUCAUAACGUCACGAUAUUUGGAUUCAUGGCUUGGAGCUACAGAUAUUGAUGAAGAGGGUUUAUUUGUUUGGGAGGAGGGAAGCGAAGUUGCCAAAUAUUUUGAAAACUGGGCAGACGGAGAGCCGAACAAUUCACGUAACAAAGAACAUUGUGUAUUUAUAUCACGUAACAGUCACACAUGGAAUGAUAGUCCUUGUUAUCUACAACGGAGUAGUGUUUGUGAAUUUGACUGAAUGAAACGUUUUUAUUUCGGGCGAUAUUGUCUAUCUGUUGACACCUUAUAAAGCUGGCGUGUUUAUGUUUUUUCAUUAAACACACCAUUUCCUUGUUGAUCUUGUUUGCCAUAUUUCAUAUAAUUUAAAAAGAUCCGUCUCUGUCUUUAGUGGUUGAAAUUGUAUUUGGACUAAUGAGAUUGUUCCCUUUUUCAAAUCAUUACGUAUAUUUAAUCUUUUUAAUCGGUACACGCAUGUUGUUGGAUGCUGACCCGUAAAAUCAUCGUAUUUUAUUCAUUAAAAACAUUAUUUAAACAACUGAGUAGGAUAAUUUCAGUAUAAAUAACACGUCUUGCGACUAAGUCGUGCGGGUCUGCAUAUUAAGUAUAGGUUAAGAGGAGCUGUUCGACCAAUUUUAUUUGGAAGACGCUUGCAAAUGAACACCAACCAAUUUAGCCCUUUCGCUGCCAGAGGGUUAUUGAUUUAUUGAUCACCUAUUUGCCAGAGGGUUUUCAAAGAAAUUACUAUAUUAUAAUAUUAAAAUAAUUAAUAUUAUGUGUUAUUAGUAUUAUAAUAAUUAUAUAUAUUUCCAAAUCUGCUAGUAUAAUAAUAAUUAUUGUCGAUGGUAUAAUUAUCUAUAUAUUUAUAUUUAUUAUUAUUAUUAUUAUUAUUAUUAUUAUUAUUAUUAUUAUUAUUAUUAUUAUUAUAGAAACGGCAAAAGCCGUCCAUAUGGCAAUUACGCCGAAAAUAAUAGGGACGGCAUACGGCGUCUUUAUGGCAGUGAAAGGGUUAAUGUUUUUAAUUAUUUUUAUAAACAGUCAAUUUUCUUUCAACCGACCGAUUCACCAUAGUACAUUUAUAACGAGUCAUUUGAAAUACUAUACUGUUGGAAAAAGGCGUAAUUUGAAACAAACAAACAAACAUUUAAAAUACUGAAAUCGUGUUGGACAAAUAACAUAUUCAAACACUAAAUUCCAUUUAUGCUAACUAGCGAAGUGUUAUCUAUAUUAUGAAAAACAUUUAGUAUUAAAAUAAUUUUUGUCAAAUGAGUUGGCAACAUUUUUCAAAUUUUGAAAGAAUUUAUUUUAGUAAAUCAGGUAGAUAGAAUGAAAUGAUUUACCGACCUUAUUCCGCAGGUGUGCCUUGGAGGCGGAGCUACAGGGAUUACAUUCAAACGAUACACAAGAUAACAGCUGUUAGUUUAGACGCUCGUCUAAUAAUACCGUGUUGAAAUUUAAUUUACAUACAAUACUGUUAUAUUGUCGCAUUAAGGACUUAAGGAGGAAAAAACAAUUUAUACUGUGUUAGAAUGUCUUAUAUUUAAUCAGGAACUUAGUUUCAAUCCCUUCUUUAUAGAUAUUACCAAAACCCUUUAAAACCCUUUUAAGAUAUUUCUUUGUUUUUACGAAAUCUUAUUUCGUAUUUUCGAAUUAAUAUUUCGCAAUUACGACAAAAUAUUUCGUUUUUACCAAAUAACACGAAAUAAUAUUUCGUUUUUACAAAAUAGUAUUUUGUAAUUACGAAAUAAUAUUUCGUAAAAACGAAUACAUAUUUCAUAAUAACCAAAUAAUAUUUCGCAGCAACGAAAUAAUAUUUCGAAAAAACGAAUUAAUAUUUCGUAAAAACGAAUUACGUCCCGGGGGAAAAGUGUGGAAAAAUGUCUGCUUAGGGGCUCCGUAAUCAUGCAAUACAUAUGUGUAAAUAUUUUUUUCUGCUACAUACGAACAUGUUUGAAGGGCAUUUGAUUUGCCGGGAAAAUGUUUAUAGAUAUGGAAAAAAAUUAUCUCUUAAAGGCAUGUGACUCUCAAUAAUUUACAGUCGUUUACUCAUUUGCUAGAACAAUUAUCAGUUUGUAAUUUUUUAUGAAUUUAAUGUAAAUUGAACUGUGAUCUAUGUAUAAUCAAAUGAUAAGAACACAUACUUUUGUUAAAUUUUUAUGUAAUAUUAUAAUUAUGUAUACAUUGUACACAUUCAAAUAGCUUUUACUAACAUUGUACUUGUACCUAACCAUAUUCAUUUAUGUAAGCAUAAAUUGUGUGUAAUAAAAGAAUACUUUUGCUACUGCUUUAGUGAAAUUGUGGACAUUCUAUUUAUACCUAGUGGAUUUAAUAAUGCAUUUCAGAAAAUGUCUUUUUUAUCAUAUGAUGAAAUUUGGGUUUCCAAUACUAACAUAUCUAAUUGUAAAUACCAAAUAGUUCAAUUUGUAGUUAUGUAUAAUUCAUUACUUCCUAACAUUGGUGAGAUUAUUAAUUAGUACUCGGAUUUAUUGUAGUUAUCCAAACACAAAACCAUGCGUUAUGUUUAUGACACUUUCAAACCUAUUGUUGCCUAUAAAUGGACUUUGAAUACAUAAUUCUUAUCUAACAAGUGUAUAAAGACAAGUAAAGUGUAUUGUUAUUAUUAAGCUCAUCUUUACUACUUACAUUUAAAUACUGAUUGUAAAUCUUAUGAUGUUAUACAAGGGUUGUUCAAAAAGUAAUAGGACUGCAGUUCUACUGUUCACAUUUUACGAUUAACAUGCACAAUUUUACAAGAGAAAACUAUCGGAACAAAUCCUCUAUAUACAGUGAAAACAAUCAAUAAAAUAUGUCAACAAAAUAACGAGUCUGUGAAAAUUUCAAAUGACAAGGGGUAUGCGAUCCGGCGCACGCUAACGGUACAAAUUAAUAUAUGACGUGUGUUACGUCGUAAAUUCCAAAACAAAAUGUAACAAAGCGUCCUUCCUUCUGAAAGUAUUCUCCCUAUUGCUCAAGUCGUCCGAAUCAUGUAACUAUGACCAGACCUCGUUUAUGUAGAUGAUUCGGGAAGAAAGCGAUCACAUUUUCGUUUUAAUCUUCGAAAAGUUUAUUUUUUAUAAUCUGGGAUUCAACAGGCAUGAACUUAUUAUUUAAAUGAAAAGGCGAGUUAUAGUAUUAAUUUAUACAUGUAAGUUCUUAAAACAAUAUGAUUAUGUAAAAUAAGUAUGAUUAAGGAAAAAAUAACAUUUAUCAAUCUAAAAGUAUCUUUUUUCUACUAAGAACCGGCUGUCAUUUAUCAAAAGUAAAUCGGAGAAAAUAAUAUUGAGUCAGAUUAUUUCUAAAACCAUUUGAUCUAUCUUUAAUUCUUUCAAGUUAUUUCUCUCUAAAUCUCUUCUGUUUACAGUAAAACAUUUCAGAAUCACUUUUAUCCAUUACUUUUGAAGUGUUAAAUUGGUCCUCUUCAGUUUUGGUCAUUUCAAGAUUAUUGAUUAAAUGUUACGCUUUAAAUCAUGUUUUUUCUUAUUUAUUGAUAAUACUCCCUUAAGUAACUGAUUAAAUAGAAACUAUCCCUAUUUUCCUAUUCUUGCAGGAGUUCAUUUUAAGACAGCCUAUAUAAGGGAGAUUUUUUACCAUUCUCAUUGCUUGUGUUCACGGACAAUUAGGUAAUUUUUACCUGUUAAAGGGCUAAGCCACCUACACCUCUCUCUUAAAAAUAUCUUCUUUUUUUUCAUCUUUUUCGUUAAAAGCUUUGUUGACGUUUUUUGACUCUAAAUAUUUCAUAUUAUAGAAUUAUAUUUCAUUUGGUAUUGUUAUGAAUCAGUAAUUUCUUAGUUAAACUCAUGUCAAA
Molecule: messenger RNA, 4419 nt
Organism: Ruditapes philippinarum (Manila clam)
Lineage: Eukaryota; Metazoa; Mollusca; Bivalvia; Venerida; Veneridae
Product: perlucin-like protein
Exons: 4
Coding region: 181-855 (224 amino acids)
Source: RefSeq, a predicted model, not a curated record